UCAUGCUGCCCUCUGUUUCUUGGCGAUUUAGAAUCGGGCUCCAUUGGAUCCGGGGGUUGUUUCUUCUCCGCGGCCCGGUGGUGGAGCGCCUAUCCCUGCAGCGGCUAUUGCGAGAGAUGGAGCGAGGGCUAGAUGAGAUGGAGCGAGGAGACGGGCUGCCCCGAGGAGACAGUGCUUCAAAUCGGGGAGGUUCAGGUUCUGCCACCACAUUCGCAAUUAGAGUGGAAUUUUUUCCCUGUAAAGCCAAGCUCAGUGAUGGCAGUGUCCAAGACAUUGAUAGAGAUACCACCGUGAGGUUGGAUGUCGAUUUUGCAGAUGUUGAUCCCCAGGAAUUGGAGAUCAUGAAGGAGAAGGCCGUGGGCAAUUUGGUGGAGAGAAUUGGGGAGAGUAUUGUUUGGGGUCCAGAACAAGAGGUAUCUCUGCAACGUUUCGAUAACUAUAAUGGUGAAUAUGUGAGAAUUGAAGAUGGAGAAUCCAUGGUUGCUGAAAUUGAUCAGCAAGGAGGAUGGGCAAGCAAACAAGUAACAUUUUAUGCAGAGCUAAUUGAUCUGCAAACUCAUUCCAGAGUUGGUUAUGUGCCAUCAAAGAUGGCUGCACAGAUGGAAGAUGAUGAUUGGGUUUCACAAAAGAAGAUGUUGGCAUUGUUGACUGAACCGACUAUAGUAGCUGAAGAUACUGGGAUUGAUGCAGAUGGAGAGGAGGGAACCCAUGGUGCUAGGAAGAUUGCUGUUGACUGGAAUGUAGUAGAGUUGAAUGAAAAAACAGAUUUGGUCAUUACACCAAUAUCUGACAUUGAUAUGGCCGAAAUGUUUGGCAUUCAAGUUGAUGACAAAGAUAAGGAGAAGGAUGACAGUUCUUUGCCAGCUGAAGGUAACACAGGCCCUAGAAAUGCAAAUGAGGAUGAAGAACACCUGAUGAGAGAGGCUGCAGAUGAUGUGGAUGAUGCAGAUGAUAAUGAGCUGGAUGUUGUAUAG
This is a messenger RNA of Triticum dicoccoides, 974 nucleotides long. RefSeq lists its product as uncharacterized. The coding region runs from base 3 to 974 and encodes 323 amino acids. The record is from RefSeq and is a predicted model, not a curated record. The transcript is spliced from 4 exons. NCBI's taxonomy places the organism in Eukaryota, Viridiplantae, Streptophyta, Magnoliopsida, Poales, Poaceae.